UAACGAGACAUAUUUGUUACAAAGAGAUAGCGAUGGUCCAUAUAAAAGUCUCCCAGGAGUCACCAGCAAACAGUCCAAGUCCACGGCGACGAGAGAAAGAGAGAGAGAGAGAAAAAUUAUAAUAAAAAAUGCUGAAUAAUAUUGAAUACCGCAUACCCGUAUAUGGAGAGGAGAAGGAGGUUUUUUUACAACAAAGCCCUCCACAUAAGUUUUUUAAUAGAUUGUAUAAUAAUCCAGGUUUUCAAAUUUUUAAAAUAAUAAUUAAUUCAAUUUUAGAUACCGAAGAAUGGGAGGAAAGGGAGAAGGAGAUGGGGGCUAAUGAAGAGGAGGAGGAAGUAGACACACAGUCGGUCAUAGAAGUCAUUAACAUUAAUGACUCUGAGGAGGAGGAGGCUGAUGAAGAAAUAGGCGUACAGUCGGCCAUAGAUAUAGAAGUCAUUAAUCUUAUCAGUGAAGAGGAGGAGGAGGCGGAAAUGGAAGAGUCUGAAGAAGAAGAAGAGGAGGAGGCGGAAAUGGAAGAGUCUGAAGAAGAAGAAGAGGAGUAGGAGGCUGUAAAUGAAAGGGAGGUGGAAAUGGAGGAGUCUGAAGAAUAGGGAGUAGAAAUAAUAAUUAAAAUCAAUUGCGGCGA
Molecule: messenger RNA, 628 nt
Organism: Odontomachus brunneus
Lineage: Eukaryota; Metazoa; Arthropoda; Insecta; Hymenoptera; Formicidae
Product: histone H3.v1-like
Exons: 3
Coding region: 129-545 (138 amino acids)
Source: RefSeq, a predicted model, not a curated record